Molecule: messenger RNA, 4649 nt
Organism: Argiope bruennichi
Lineage: Eukaryota; Metazoa; Arthropoda; Arachnida; Araneae; Araneidae
Exons: 14
Coding region: 510-3788 (1092 amino acids)
Biological process (GO): insulin receptor signaling pathway
Cellular component (GO): plasma membrane; cytosol
Molecular function (GO): phosphatidylinositol 3-kinase binding; insulin receptor binding
Source: RefSeq, a predicted model, not a curated record
UGACCGUUUAUCUAUCAAUCAAUAUGGAUGGUUUUGAUAUAAUUCAUUGGAUUUCUCACGGAGAUUUAUGAAAAUUUAUUAAUUUAUUCUUUUCGUUGUAAAAAUUUAUUAGGACAACCAACGCGAAGCACAAGUUUCAGAAAGCUGUACAGUAUUUUGUAACCUGACGUGUCAUGCAUUUUUGUCCGAUAUAAAAAAAAGUAUAAUCUCGGAUGAUUUAUGAGUUAUUAUCCAGCAUGGGAUAACAUUAUCUGUCACAUGUACAAUUUAGUAUUUUACUAAGAGAGAAAAUGACAUCUGCAGAGCAAAGUGUUCUAAAUUCUCUAUUGCUGGCUCAUAAUAGUUUGCCAUUUAUUUCGAAAGGUUUUCAUAGUACCUAUUUUGUUUGUUUACAUUCCAUCUGAUCCUCUGAAAUGUUUCCUAAGUAAAAAGGAGCUUAUCAUGUAGUUGUAGGACAAUCCUGCUACAAAGGAUGUGCUGAAGCAUGUAAAAUCUGUAAUUAUUUCAACAUGUCUCAAAAAUAUAAGAGUUUUUCUAGAACUAGUGAUCGUUCUGUAGAUAGUGGCUUACCACCAGGUGUAAAAAGAAUGGGUUACUUACGAAAACUCAAGAAAAUGAAACGAAGAUUUUUUAUUCUUCACAUGGAAUCUAAUUACGGAGUUGCAAGAUUAGAAUAUUACGGUUCAGAAAAAAAGUGGAAAUUUGGUUGUACACCUAGAAGAUGCAUAGAACUAAAAUCUUGUUUGAACAUCAGUCAAAAGCCUCAUACUAAAAAUAAGAAUGCCAUUUUUAUUUACACAAAAAAUGAUUGUUUUUCAUUUAUUACUGACACUCCAGAAGAAUUGGAACUGUGGCUAAAUGAUUUAUUAGAAGUUCAGAGAAGUUAUAUGGAUGUUGAUGAUGGUUCUAGAGGGCAUCAUGUUUAUGAACAUUUGUGGCAAGUUGUGAUUGACAGACAUGAUUUGGAAUACGAUAGACUCUUAGUAGGACCUUAUAGAGUAGCACUUACCUCAAAGUCUUUGUUUUUAAUAAAAAUGAAUCCAGAAAAUGACAAUGAUUAUUUUGAAUUUCCACUUAUGAGCAUUCGGAGAUGUGGGCAUUCAAAGGACCAUUUUUUCAUUGAACUGGGCCGUUCUUCGGUUAUUGGUGCUGGUGAAAUUUAUAUGGCGACUGAAAAUACCAUCAUAGCUCAGAAUAUGCAUGAAACUGUUUUGAGUGCAAUGAAGUCUUCCAAGAUUCGAGAGGAUGGCAAUCCUUAUCCUCGACCACGCAGUGCCUCAACUAGUGAAAACUCCAACCCAGUUACCACUAGACGUCCAAUUGGAAUUGUAGCACCUCAGACAGUAUCAUCAUCUGCGAGCAGCAGUGGGCUUUCAAACAGUAGAGAGCGAUGUGAUAGUUUACCAACUAGGCCAAAGACUAUAACUGGAAAUCAACAUAAUUGUGUGCACAGUGCACUUUCUUCUCCUUAUACCACAAGUGGAGCUACUUGCAGAAGGCUUAGCUCUCGACCACAUUCUAUGUAUGAAUGGCCUUCCUGUAAUUCACCUUCUGCAAGAAACACUAACUUCAGCCCUAGCUCUUUGUCAAGUGGUACUGCAUGUAGUAGUAGUACUGAGGAAGUUGAUAAAUUAAGGCAGCCGUCAUUAAGUCACUAUCCGUAUUCACUUUCAAAUGAUGGAAAGUUAUCAUCAGACCGCCCGAUUACUGAAGUACCUGAUGAAUAUUUGAAGAUGUCUCUAAAUGAAGGUAACAAUAUUAAGAUAAAAUCUGUAGAUAUUGUUCCAAAAAGAAAUGAAUACAUGGAUAUGAGAGCUGCUUCACUUCCUAAGUCAGGUUCGGUCAAGCAACAUUGUAAUUAUAUUCCUGUGCCACAUGCUAGUUUUGCUUCUGGAGAAAGCUCUGUAUCGAGGGAUGGAUAUUUAGAUAUGUCUCCAUCAAAUUCUCUGUUAAAAGAUCCAAGUUCCAGUCAGAAAGCUGAUUGGGAUCAAAAGUCUUAUGGGUUGGAAAAGGUGCUAUCCUUUUUAAAAACCGAGGAAAAUGCUGAGAACAAUUCAGAUUGUGCUGUGAAAAAUAAAACAACUGUGAUGGUUAAGGACAAAGAAAGUAACUGUAAAACUGAGAAUGCUGUAGAAAAUGAUAAUAAUAAUUCCAGCUUACCCAUUUUUGAAAUGGAUCAAAUGAGUUUGAGCAAUAAAACAAAAAUUGUUGACACUAAACCUCCUCUGCCAGAAAGAACCUAUCGUAAAAGUGAACUAAAAAGUAAUGUUGGCCCUCCUUUACCAAUGCGGAAACCUCCGAAAUUUAUGCAGAAUGUUCAACAAAACAAUAACUAUUUGGAGAACAGAAAUGCUGAAUUGCAAAAUAAAGAUUUGCCUGAAAGCAUACAGAUUGACAACUGUGAUCUUGAAGAACAAGAUGUUUUCUACAAUAGCAUUCCGUGUCAAAUUAAAUCUGAUGCAGUCAGUUCUCCAGAUCAAAAUACAAAUUUUAGUUGCUUGAAUUCUGGUGAAAAAAGCAAUAAUAAUCAUUCAUUAUCUUGUGCACAGAUUUGUUCAGCAACUAAAAUUCCAUGUUAUACCAAGCAGAUGGCAUUUACUAAAACAGAUCAAGAAGAAAAUAAUUGUAAUUAUAUUGAAAAAGAUAAUACAAGUGCAUUUUUAGAUUCAAAAAAUGUUUGUGAUAAUUCAGAAGUAUUGUCAGAUAGUGAUAUUAAAAAUUUGGCAUCAAAAACAGAUCCGAAGACAAGUGAUACAAGCAAUAGCUUUUUGCCAGUACCAACAAAAACAAUUGACAAUGCAGAAGGUGAUUAUGUAAAUAUUGAGAUUCAGAAAAGUAGUGCUUCUGUUGCUGUUAAUCAGCUUUCAACAAGCUAUUAUGCAUCCAAACACAGUACUCUAUUGAUGCCAAGUUGCUCAGCUACAAAUGAUCCCAGCUACACUAAUGUCCAGUUUGGAAAACCUAUUUGUCCUACACCUAAACCGAUACCUGCCUCUUCCGAAGUGAUGUUUAGUGCAUUUAAUAAUUCUUUAAAGCCUGAUCGAAAUUUCAUGUUUUCUUGUAAUCCUGUUACUGAAGGCACUGGAGGACAUAAAGGAUUACGAUCCCCAACAAGUACUUUGAAUCCAAGUUCUGAUUCAUUAAAAUCUUCCCUUUUGGCGCCCAAAUUCAGAAACAUUCCGAACACCCUUCCAGCGUUCCGUAAGCAAAUGUCAGCCCCUGCUGCUCCUUUGUCUCUGAGACCAGAAUUACCUUCCCCUGGGAGGAAAAGUUCCUGCCCUGUCACGGGAUCUGCAAGCAUGAUACGACCUUCAGCACCAGGGAUUUCUGUUAGUCCCAUGCGAGGUCCAACCCUUCAGUCUCACGGAAUACCUACUCCUCAUCUGCGAGUAUCCACUUCAAGAUCUCCAGAUCAUAGCAGUGUAUCCAGUAUCUCAUCUGCUAGUGAUGAAAUAAGCUCAACUCAUAGUAGCCCGAAAACAUUAACAGCAUCUCAGAACUUUGAUGACCAGCAAAUUAUUUGUGAGGGCCAGUAUGAAAAUGUAGUGAUUCCACAGAGGUCAUCAACAAGCUCAAGACCUGCUUCUACGAGUAGUGAAGAAAAAGAACUUAAUUAUGCUAUGUUGGAUCUGGUGCCUGCGACAAGCGAUGAGUUACCACGCUCCCCUAUUGUACAGAAGCCACCAGUUCCUGAUGAUGAAAAAACUUUGACUUAUGCUGAAAUAGAUUUUACUAAAUCUGAAGGAUUGAAAAAUACUUCAGGAAUUGUGAGGGAUGGUCGCUUAUAGUGCAAUGUAUUUAUCUAGUCAGAGCUGUUGUUUCUCAAGUGUGAUUUAUUCAUACUUUGGCAUAUUAUUUGUUUUUACAAUUACCUUUAUUAUUGUUUUCUACAAUAUAUUGUUAUAUUUUUCAAGUUAUAGCAAAUUUCUUUCUUUAAAUGAGCCAGUAUAUUUUACUUUUCCAAACUCUCUUACCUAAACUAAAUACUUUUUGAAAGUGGAAAAAACACGGUCAAAUAUUUGUUCUCUUGUAUCUAAAAAAGGAGAUGGUGUUGAACAUUUGACAAUUAUUUUGCAUCGAAUUUAAAUCCACAAAAGCAUUAGCUACCUUAACAUCUAUUUACAGAUUACCAGAAAAACAGAACUGACAUGCACUAAGUUCUUGGUGUUACAUUGCAACCCAUUGUCAACAAGCUCAAUCUAUCAUCAAAAUCAAAACUGUAGGUAAAUAAUGGUGAAUGAUGAAGCGAAACUUGUUUAAAAUAGUCAUAUUUAAUCUAAACUUCAUAAAUUUUUAUUGAUUGUUAAAUGCCUCUAUUGAUUAGCUCAUUCAAAAUUGAUUGGCAUUUUUUUUUUUCUUAAAAAAAUGUAUGUAGUUAUAAUAAAAAAGGUCACAAAUUAAAAUACUUUUUGGUAAUAAUUGUUAUUAAUUUCCAUUUAGAGACAAAAAAAAAUCAUUUUGUCCGGAUCUGAAUCUUAUUUUUCAAACAAAAUAACUGUUCUUAAAAAAUGCUUGUUUGUAAAGAAAAACAAGAUAAUUUUUAGUUUUUAGAAUUUGCUUUAUUCCUAACAAAAUAACUAAUUAAUAAAUUAAAUAUUUUAUACUUUAUCAAAAUUGAAUGAUACUGAUUUCUUAAUCUUGUUAUUACA